AAGAGGCGAUUGGCUGAGCCUGGCUGGCUAAAAGGAGAGCACCGCUCUCUCCGACCUCUGCACCGCACCAGUCUCACCAUGGCGUUCCUCCUCAAAGGCGUGGCGGGGCACUACAAGGGAGUCCACGCUGCGGCAAGGCUGUACUCCUCUGGAGCUCCAACCACAAAGUUGUUCAUCGACGGAAAGUUUUUCGACUCCACCACCUCAGAAUGGCUGGAUGUGCACAACCCAGCCACGAACGAGGUGGUGACGCGCGUGCCCAAGGCGACGCUCGCCGAGAUGAACACCGCGGCGGAGUCGUGCCAGCGCGCCUACGGACCGUGGUCGGAGACGUCGGUGCUCACACGCCAGCAGGUCUUCCUCAAGUACCAGCAGCUCAUCAAGGACAACAUUAAAGAACUGGCCAAGGUCAUCACAAAGGAGCAGGGCAAGACGCUGGCGGAUGCGGAGGGAGAUGUGUUCCGAGGGCUGCAGGUGGUGGAGCAUUGCUGCAGCAUUACCUCGCUGGUCCUGGGCGAGACCCUGCCGUCGAUCGCGCGCGACAUGGACAGCUACACGUACCGCUUGCCGCUCGGCGUAUGCGCCGGCGUCACGCCCUUCAACUUCCCGGCCAUGAUCCCGUUAUGGAUGUUCCCCGUGGCGCUCGUGUGCGGAAACACGUUCCUGCUCAAGCCGUCGGAGCGCGUGCCGGGCACCGCCAUGCUGCUGGCGCGACUCCUGCAGGACGCCGGCGCCCCCGACGGAACGCUCAACAUCAUCCACGGACAGCACGACGCCGUGAAGUUUGUGUGCGACCACCCGGCCAUCAAGGCAAUCAGCUUCGUGGGCUCCAACCAGGCCGGGGAGUACAUCCACACCCGCGGCUCUGCCAACGGCAAGCGCGUACAGUGCAACAUGGGAGCCAAGAACCACGGCGUGGUGAUGGCGGACGCGAACAAGGAGAACACGCUGAACCAGCUGGUGGGCGCGGCGUUCGGAGCGGCGGGCCAGCGGUGCAUGGCGCUGUCCACCGCCGUCAUGGUGGGGGGGGCUCGUGAUUGGCUGCCCGAGCUCGUGGAGAGAGCCAAGAAGCUGCGCGUCAAUGCCGGCGACCAACCCGGCGCCGACCUGGGUCCCUUGAUCUCGCCGGAGGCGAAGGCGCGCGUCUGCGAGCUGGUGGGCAGCGCCGAGAAGGAGGGCGCCCGCAUCAUUCUGGACGGGCGCAAGGUCUCGGUGAAGGGCUACGAGAGCGGCAACUUCGUGGGGCCGACCAUCAUCACCGGGGUCAAGCCGCACAUGAAGUGCUACACGGAGGAGAUCUUUGGGCCGGUGCUGCUGGUACUGGAGGCCGAUUCCCUUGACGAGGCCGUGAGCGUCAUCAACAGCAACCCCUACGGCAACGGCACGGCCAUCUUCACCAACAACGGCGCGACUGCGCGGAAGUUCACGCACGAAAUUGACGUGGGCCAGAUCGGUAUCAACGUCCCGAUUCCAGUGCCGCUGCCAAUGUUUUCCUUCACCGGCUCCAGGGGUUCGUUCCGUGGGGACGUGAACUUCUACGGCAAGCAGGGCUUCCAGUUCUACACGCAGCUCAAGACGGUGACCGCACAGUGGAAGGCAGAGGAUGCAACGGAGAGAGUUCCCACCGUGAACAUGCCAACCAUGGGCCGGCAGAAUGUCUAACGGGGUGGGGGGGGGCCCCCCUCGUGCCAUGUGACCAGCAAAGACCGUGCACGUGACCCGAUUCCUCUCCUCAGCGUGCCUCGCAAGGCAAUGUUGAAUAAUCCUUGCCAGGACCUUUCCCGGCACACUGAGGACUGAAAUGCCCCUGUAGUUGUUACAGUCUGUGUGGGUCCCCCUUCUUGAAGAGGGGGACCACCAGGGCAUCCUUCCAAUCCUGCGGAACCCGUCCAGUGGUCCAGACUGUUGUUAUGAUGUCAUAUAGGGCAGUCUGUGCACAAACGCCACCCUCCCUCAGCAUUUCGCUUGAGAGAUCAUCUCGGAAGUGCAAUGUCGCAAACCAAACCCCAUUAGUGGAACGAACCCUUACGUGACCGUGUCAUGUUUUUCCUGUAGGCUCACAUGAAGAGGGUAUGGGAGAGAAACGAAAUGUAUCUUGAACGUGGGUUAUCUGCAAAGGCACAAGUCUGUAAUGCCGCCAGCACAGAAAUUUGUGCCGGCGCAAAGGAAGUUUUUUUUAUUUCAUUUUUCAAGAUCUAUAUCAACACUUCUCCGUGGGGCCUUAAUCAUUGAUUUUUGACACAAGCGGAAUUUCAAAGCCGUCAAUUUUUAACGUCCGAUUUUCAAUACUCAUUUUGGUCUCAUCUGUACAUGUCAAAAUAAACCUCUCAAAUGUGA
This is a messenger RNA of Lethenteron reissneri (Far Eastern brook lamprey), 2337 nucleotides long. RefSeq names its product aldehyde dehydrogenase 6 family member A1 (gene ALDH6A1). NCBI's taxonomy places the organism in Eukaryota, Metazoa, Chordata, Hyperoartia, Petromyzontiformes, Petromyzontidae. Gene Ontology annotation, cellular component: mitochondrion. Gene Ontology annotation, biological process: thymine catabolic process; L-valine catabolic process. The record is from RefSeq and is a predicted model, not a curated record. Gene Ontology annotation, molecular function: methylmalonate-semialdehyde dehydrogenase (acylating, NAD+) activity.